Molecule: messenger RNA, 2088 nt
Organism: Actinia tenebrosa (Australian red waratah sea anemone)
Lineage: Eukaryota; Metazoa; Cnidaria; Anthozoa; Actiniaria; Actiniidae
Source: RefSeq, a predicted model, not a curated record
GCGCGCCAUGGGCACCAGUACUACUCGGUUAGAUGUGGCCUGAGAGGAUUGAGUACUAGCAGGCUUCAAAAUACACAGGAAAAAAAAAGAACUAGAGUGUGUCUGACUGGGAAAAAAACACCCUUGAUUUGAUACGAAAACCAUCACAUUCAAUCCUAUACAUGCAUGGUAUUUGUAAUAUGGAAUAUCAAUGAAAGAAUACAGCAAAGAAUUGUUAUAAUCUCAGCUACUGGUUGUGGACUGCAUGCAACAUAUAAAGGAUACGAUGCAUUCCCGAUUGGAUUUCAGCUUACUAGUUGUGCAUUCUUUAAUCCUUAUUAUAAUAACCAAAGAUUCACUGGAGGAAAAAGUUUUAAUCAUCAAAAACAAAACAAGCAAUACAACAACCAAUAACCUACUUCCUUACAAAUAUCUGUUAAAUACGAGUGACAUUCAAGAUAAUUUUGUUGACAAGACUUCUGGUUCAACUAAAUACAAAACAGGUUUCUACACACCAACAGCAUCCAUCAAUUCUUCAAAAAUCACAGCAAAUACAACAAAAAACAGAGGAAAUGCUAAAAAAUCCACUGUUGUUUUAUUGGAAAGAACUUUCAUGACAACAACCAGAUCAACAAAAAAUUCUAAUAUUACAACUGUGGUACCACCGUAUCACCCUACAUCAAAUCCUUCAUACACAAGUAAAAUUCUUCAAUAUACUUUAAUUCCAUUGGGAUGUGUUUUGUUUAUCAUUGCCUUACUGUGUAUGGUUCGUCAUAUCCAAAAAGUAAAGAAAAAGAGGCGACUGGAGCGAGAAUUGCUUCAUCAAUAUUCAUAUCCAAAUAGUGAAGCAGGUGACUUAGACGAAGAAGAAAGAUUUCUGGAAGUUGAAAGUGUUAUCAAUACUCAGUUUAACAUUUCUAGUGACCAAGAGGAAAAGAAUGUUGUUGAUGAGAUACCUCAGGUUACAGUUGCCAUUGGUGACGGGUCAAAGCUUGUUAUGCAGGAUACGCAAUCAUUGUCAGAUGAUGUCGAAGCCUCAACAUCAUUCAACUGUUAAGAGAUAAAGUAUUGUUAUUAUCCAUCUAUUAGCUUCUGCUGUUGUAUUACAGAGUGGGACAACAACAACAACUUAACAGAACCAGGCUCCAACUAGAUGAAAGCCCAAAGAUUGAGUAAGAAUUCAGAAGUUUGUUUUUGUGAAGGGAGGAAAACCAGAAGACCUGGAAAAAUCCCUUGAAGCAGAGGAGAGAGCCAGCAAGCAACAUUGAACCCUGGAUUCCAACCUGGGUUUACAUAUUUGGUGAAAUUCACCCAUGUUUCCUGAAUUCUGUAUUGACGUGUAGUUCCAGAAAUCAUCCAUACCCACCCCACAGAGGAAUUUGGAAUGUCCGAACAGCAGGGGGUCAGAGAAAAAACAAAAAUUACAGAGUUUGUAUGUAAGAAAGUUGGAAUUUCCUUGGGGUAGGGGGUGUCUUAAGAAAAUUCCUCCAUGAGGGGGGUAUGGAUAAUUUUUUGGAACUACACAUUCAAACAAUAAUUCUAACUUAAGGCAAGGGUAAAAACUAGAGCACAAACACUAAAAGUGUGCAACACUUUGCACUAUUUAGUAGUAAAUAGUGCUAAUUAAACAAUAGAAAACAAUAGAAUUAGCAUAAUUUGGCAGUAUUUAAUGGUAUUUAUGUUACACAUUAUGUUACAUGUUAUCUUUUUUUGUUUUUCUUUUCAUUGUUAGUCUGAUAAAUGAUAAAUUCUUCUAUCGAUGAACAGCUGAGGGCUAUUUGCAUUUUUUUAUACUCAAAUACUCUGUCUAGAUAGCACUUGCUAUUGAUAAUUGUUUUUGGCAAGUGACACUCAUACUAUCAAGAACUUAUACCUUAUCUUAUACUUCCACCUCACCCACAACUACUUCUACAGCCUUACCAUAUACUUCCACCUAACCAACAACCACUUACACCUUAACAUAUACUUCCACUUAGACCUCACCAUCAAAUACGUACUUACAUUUAAGACAUAUGGCUCAUAAAAACGUUUUGCAGGGACACAAUGUCAGGUUGACAACAUUCUGGCAUAUUCAUUAGAUGAUGAGGCAUUAAAGUGUGAUUCAAUAGA